Hermetia illucens (black soldier fly) is the source of this 2134-nucleotide messenger RNA. RefSeq names its product EF-hand domain-containing protein 1-like. The transcript has 10 exons. Gene Ontology annotation, molecular function: alpha-tubulin binding. Gene Ontology annotation, cellular component: mitotic spindle; axoneme. Bases 113 to 2050 code for a protein of 645 amino acids. Gene Ontology annotation, biological process: mitotic spindle organization; mitotic cytokinesis; cilium-dependent cell motility. The record is from RefSeq and is a predicted model, not a curated record. Lineage: Eukaryota; Metazoa; Arthropoda; Insecta; Diptera; Stratiomyidae.
CAAAUCCAAUGUAUUUGUCACGUUGUUGUCAUUUUGUGCGUUUACAAAACUUUUUAUUCAAAAAUUUAUUUUGCUAUAAUAAUUGCUCUUUACAUAAUUUUUAUAAGAGAACAUGAAUACCGAAGGACUCCCUAAAUUGCCAGGACUCGAUUUUGAAAAUCGAUUCAAGACCAAUUAUCGCGUUCCGCAAACUUUCAAUCUGGUAAACGGAUAUGCCAUUCCGAAAUCUCCUAUUCCAGGAAUCGGGGACGAUCCACCACCAGAGCAGUCUAUAGCAUUCCCAAAGUCUGAUAAUGUCGCUAUGUAUGAUCCUGUGCUUACAUACGGUAGACUAAGGAGACCAAAAGUGAAGCCCUUCCUGCCAAAAUAUGUCCUUUAUGACAAAAAAGCUUUAACUUUCAAAGCUUUCUUCAAACAAAGCGUACCUGAGUCGCCAUUAGAGCAUUAUCGAGUUCGGCAUGUUAAUAUUAUCUACUUCCUGGAGGACGAUUCUAUCACAGUAAUGGAACCGGAGGUGGUUAACAGCGGCAUACCACAAGGACGUCUAAUCCGUCGAGGGAAAAUACCAAAAAAUGCAAAUGGCGAUUACUAUUCAUGGAAGGACUUUAACAUCGGAAUGGAUAUUGAAAUGAAUGGAAUUGUUUUCCAUACAACUGACUGCGAUAAUUACACAAAAGAAUUUCUCGUAAGCCAAGGGAUAGAACUGAAUGAACCGGAGGUACCACCAGUUGAUCCUGUGACUGCCCAAAGGAAAAUCGAUUAUAUUAAUAAAAUGAAUAAGACUCCUUCGGAUGACGAUAAAUUGAGGAGGUUUUUGGAAUUCCAAGGAAAGAUUUUGAAGUUUGACUGUAUCCUGGAUGAGACCGAUCAGGAAUGCGGUGGAACCAUGACGUACCAAUUGUUCUACUUUUUGCAGGAUGACACUGUUUCUAUUAAAGAACUACCAGAAAAUCAGGAAGGACGUGACCAUUUUCCGAUGCUGCUAAGGAAGACUAAAUUGCCAAAGAACUGGAAGGCGAAACCAAUAAAUUUCCCGUCCAUAUAUCUUGAGCUGAGUGACAAUGAAGUCACCGAAUACUAUCAGCCAAAAGAUUUCCGUAUCGGCGAAACAAUCUACGUAUAUGGAAGACGCUUCCUCCUCCUGGACUGUGAUAAAUUCACCAGACAAUACUUCCGAGAUGUCCUCAAGCAGCCGCAGGGAGACCGUCUCACCAUCACGUAUCCUCCAAAGCGGACCAGCAAACGGCCCAUCCCCGAAUACUUAGGAAUCGGAACGCCAGAAGAUUCACUUACAUCAUGCUUCGGAUUAGUGCCGAAGCCGCCGAAAAAGGAUAUUGUUAAAUAUUUACUAAACACUAACAAGUUUUUGCGUUUCGGAUGCGUGCUGGAUUCCGCUCAUCCGGAGGACUCGAUACGAAAAUUCGUUCUCAGUUAUUCGCUGGCCGACGAUACAAUUUUAAUAAAUGAGCCGCAAAUCAAAAAUUCCGGCAUUAUUGGAGGCAGAUUCCUUGCGCCGCAACGGGUCAAGGUUCCCGGAUGUAAUCCGAAUAUGCCAGUUUAUUACGGCCCCAAGGACUUUGGAAUAGGGGAAAUUUUAAAGAUAAACGAUCAUCGCUUCAAAAUCGUCAGCGCUGAUCGAUUUGUCUAUCAAUACAUGAAGGAGCACCGAGAAAUGUUUAGUGACGAACAAGUGGAAGGUGUCCGCAAUCACCUACUCCUAGAAGGCCACCUUAAAGACGAAGUGAAGUACGCCAUGGACUAUGUAAGGAAUCUUGAUGAAGAAGGAGCGAGAAAUAUGCACGGCCCUUCAAACGAACUGCAAUCAACCGAGCUCAAACCAGACGAUUGCACGCCUGCUCCGCAACCAGAUCCCGCUGUGGGCGUCGAUGCUGGCUUCCACCAAGACGAUGCCUACAUCAAAAGAUCGAAAGACGGAACAUGCCCCUACGAAAUAAGACCGACUCCCCAGGAACACUUGACCAAACCAUGUCCGCCGGCCGACGACCAAGAAAAUCUCUUAAAACGCCUCGGCCAGGGAGACGGGAACUAAUAGUGACACCUUCGAGUGAAGACUAGCGAAAUUGCAGACAUAAAUGAGUGAAUUCUAUUUGAUCAAGACAAUUCCUUUCUUACC